Molecule: messenger RNA, 810 nt
Organism: Tripterygium wilfordii
Lineage: Eukaryota; Viridiplantae; Streptophyta; Magnoliopsida; Celastrales; Celastraceae
Product: PKS-NRPS hybrid synthetase CHGG_01239-like
Exons: 2
Coding region: 1-810 (269 amino acids)
Biological process (GO): L-valine catabolic process; thymine catabolic process
Cellular component (GO): mitochondrion
Molecular function (GO): methylmalonate-semialdehyde dehydrogenase (acylating, NAD+) activity; malonate-semialdehyde dehydrogenase (acetylating, [NAD(P)+]) activity
Source: RefSeq, a predicted model, not a curated record
AUGUCGAUGAAAAUGUUGACGAAAAUGUGGACGAAUUUUCCACCGACAUGUUUAGGAUAUAUCAUUGUCAUUAAAAGGUCAGAGACUAGUUUAAUCGGGAAGAGUUCUAGACUGUUGUUCCAAUGUGAUCGCGGUGGCACGUACAGAAGCAAGAAAACCUCCACAAAGGUUACAAGCACACAAAAAAUUGAUUGUCCUUUCAGAUUGAAAGGGGUGAAAAUGCGAACAGGUGAUGACUGGAUGGUAAGGGUGGUAUGUGGAACACAUAAUCAUGCCCCUGCAACGAAUAUGGAGGGACAUUCAUACCCCGAUCGGCUCUCUGAAUUCGAAACCCAAUUGACAUUACAUCUGUCUACGAAAAAUGUGAAGCCACGAGAUAUUUUGACAUCGUUGAAAAAGCAAAAUCCGGACAACGUGUCUACCAUUAAGACUGUAUAUAAUGCACGCCAUACAUUUCAAACUGCAGAGAAAGCCGGUAAAACCCAUAUGCAAGUUGUCAUGUCAUUCCUACAACGUGAAGGAUACAUUUUCGAGAGUCGAACAAAUGCUGUAACCAAUGAGCCUGAAGAUUUAUUCUUCGCACAUCCAGGAUCAUUAGAGCGAUGGCAUGCAUUCCCGCACAUGUUAUUGAUGGACGCAACAUAUAAAACAAACAGGUACAAGAUGCCUCUCUUUGAGAUUGUCGGCGUAACUGCAACUAAUAUGACAUUUUGCAUAGCAUUCGUGUUCUUGCACUCAGAAAAAGUAUUCAAUUAUUCUUGGGCUUUAAGGUGUCUACAUUCAACAAUGGAUGGAUGCACUGAUCCAUGA